GGGAGUGGUAGUGCGGAGUGUCUACGCCCUGCAGCUCCCUCUCGAGACUAGAGGACGCUGAAAGAAUGGGAGAGACGAGACGAGCUGUGUUGUAACCAUGCAGAUAUUCCGGGGCGCUUACAGGCUUACGGCCUCAGUAGAACGUGGAUCCCGCUGUCUGAAAGCACGUGAGGACGCUACCUAGCUGAAGCUGUGCAGGUCCGUGCCAGACAGGACACCUGUUAGGGACACUCCGUGAAUUUCAGAAUGGAAGAAAGGUGGGAUAUACACUUAUUCCAUAGACCAGCCCUCAAAACUGUGACCACAUGGAACUACACGAUUAUCAGUGGGAAGUCAUUGAGCCUGCCUUGGAGGGCAAAAAUAUCAUAAUCUGGCUGCCAACGGGUGCAGGAAAGACUCGGGCAGCUGCAUAUGUGUGUAAAAGGCACUUGGAGACCCGAGAGAAGAGCAAAGUGGCUGUGUUAGUCAAUACGGUUUCUCUAGUGGACCAACAUCUGAAGAAUGAGUUUAGCAUCUUGCAGAAUUGCUUCCAUGUUACAGCCGUCAGUGGUGACAACAGCCAGAAGCUGUUUUUCUCACACGAAGUCAAGAGCCAUGAUUUGAUAAUCUGCACAGCAAAGAUUCUGCAAAAUGCACUUGACAGCCAAGAGGAGGAGAUGCAUGUGGAGUUGACAGAUUUCUCAUUGCUGGUGAUUGACGAGUGCCAUCACACUCACAAAGAAACCACCUACAACAAGAUUAUGGAGGUCUACCUUGAGCAAAAGCUGAAAAGCCAAGGAAACUUACCACAGAUCCUGGGGCUUACAGCCUCGCUAGGUACUGGAGGCGCCAACUCCCUAGAGGGAGCUCAGGAACACAUCCUGCAGAUCUGUGCCAAUCUGGACACUGAAAGAAUCAUGUCAUCUGAUAAACACAAGUUCUACCUUGAUACUCGUGUUCCACGACCCAAGAAGCAGUAUGACCUGUCCGAACCAAGACCUCAGGAUCCCUUUGGAGCAGACUUGAAGGAGAUAAUGAACCAGAUAUAUAGUUACCUGAAUGUGCCUGACUUGACUACAAAUUUUGGUUCCCAGAUCUUUGAGCAGCAAAUUGUGGAGCUUGAGAAAGAAGGAGCAAAAAACUUUUGCCAAAAGACCCGAGUGUGUGCCUUGCACCUCCGUAAAUACAACAGUGCACUUCUGAUCAAUGACACCGUGCGCAUGAUUGAUGCCUUCAAACAUCUGAAUGAGUUUUACCUGCUAGAAAAUGCUACUAAGGUGCUGCAGAACCCUGCUGAGUGCUACCUGGUCCAGAUCUUUGAAAGGAACAAAGUGCACCUCUUGGCCCUAGCUCAAGACCAGAGCUAUGAGAAUCCCAACCUUGGUAAGCUGCAGAAAGUCCUCCAGGACCAAUUCCAAGAAUUGAAGAGCUCGCAGGGAAUUGUGUUCACCCGGACACGCCAGAGCGCUCAUUGCCUUCACCAGUGGGUACAGGGUAACCAGGUCUUGAAUGACCUUGGGAUCAAGGCUGCUGUCCUGACAGGGGCUGGCUUCAGCAGUCAGACAAAACACAUGACACAGCAAGAGCAGCAAGAUGUCAUCCAUAAGUUCCGCAAGGGGGCACUCAAUCUGCUCUUCUCCACCAGUGUGGCUGAGGAAGGGCUAGACAUCGCUGAGUGCAAUAUCGUAGUCCGCUAUGGGCUGAUGACUAACGAGAUCUCCAUGAUGCAGGCCAGGGGCCGUGCCCGUGCCCCAAACAGCAUCUGCUCUGUUUUGGCCAAGGCUAAUAGCAAGGAAGUGGCCCGUGAGAAGCUCAAUGAGACCCUGGAGGUCUUAAUGGAGAAAGCUAUUGCGUGGGUGCAGCGGAUGCCUCAGCUGGAAUACCACCUAAAGAUUGCAAAGCUUCAGCAAGAAGCCGUUGUCAGCUGCAGGCUGCGGGAUGCUGGGCGUGAGCAGCAACGCAGACUAUAUGAUCCAGACUCUGUGCGCCUCUACUGCCUUAACUGCAACAUAGCAGUCUGCCACGGCAGUGACCUGCGCAGAAUUGAGAAUAUGCACCACAUAAAUAUCAACCCCAGCUUCAGUCUGUACUAUAAAGCAUCCCUUGCUCAUGUGGCGAUUCCUCGCGAGUUCAAGGACUGGAAGCCCGGCAGCUCCAUCAGCUGCAGCAAAUGUGGGCAGGCUUGGGGAAUGGAAAUGAUCUACCGGGAAAUCAAACUCCCCAUGCUUGCCAUUAAAUAUUUUGUAGUGGAAACUCCAGAUGACCGAAGAACAUUCAAGAAGUGGAGUAAAGUUACCUUUGACAUCAAAGAGUUUGACUAUAUUGAAUAUUGUAGUACCAACCUCUUGCUGGACAGCUAAGACUUGAAGAACAAGUGAAAAAUAGAACAUUAAAUACAUUUCCUUGGAUAAACUAGUACUUUAACAUAGCCAGUGUUUUGCAUGCAUAGGACACAUCAGCUCAUAAUACACGCAAGUAGAUCUAACUCCGAUGGGCACUAGAGAAUCAACAUGGUCCAGUAGACCAUGAGUUGGGUCUAGAAGACUGUUUCCCCACUUGUCAUGGACUCAUAAUGCAAAAUUAGAUUAACUCUUGGCCUCAGUUGUUGGCCUGAAAGAAUGAGAGUGAAUACAUCAAAAGACUGAAACAGUUUGGAAAUGAACGUGAUAUCUUGUAAACAACAACAUCCAAGUAAAAUAGGCAGAGUCUGUGUCAAAAGCAAAGAUAGCAGAAUCUUCAAGGAACAUCAGUGUGGUGCAGCAGCCACAUCACAAGUUUAGAACAUGGAAUCAUAGGUUCAAUUCCACACUUGGCCAUGAAACUUGGUGGUGGCCAGCCAGUCACUAUGGCAGCCAAAUAUAGAGCCUCUAUCUGGACUGUACCACUUCCAAGUAGAGGCAGCUCACAUGACUGAAUUUUCUUCCAUACAGAAAAUAUUUUCCCCUUCACAUACAGAAAAAAAUGCACUUUCAGGGAGGUGGCUAAGCCAGGUCCCUUCUCCCCAUCUAAUUUAGAGGAAAUGUUUUUGUUCGGAGGAAUAUUGUCAUGCAAGCUCUUCCUUCCAGCCUCAAGUGGCUUACCACCACAGUGAGAGUUAGAUCUCACUACCUAGUCUUCAUUGAAGGAAGAACAGGAGGCAAAUUUGAUAAAUGAAAUCAGUACAGACUUCUUUGGGAAAACACCAGAGCCUGGAUGAUGAAAGUUGGGGAAAUUCUGAAAUGCACUUCAUGAUACAGCACAAGGGGGUGGGGAGAGAGAAGAAUAGAAGUUCCAUGGUCACUAACAAUGCCUUAUCUACCUAAAGUGGCUGUCUGGUUCUCUAAUGUCUUAUUUGAAUGGUGUCAAACUUCUCAUAAAAAUGAAAUUAUAUUUUAGAGAGGGCUGGGUUAAAAAAUAAGUGUGUGUAUAAGGGGGGUGCAUUUGAUGCUGUACAAUGUUCCAAUCUCUCAGGCAGUCUGGCCUGUAGGGUCAUUCCAUCAAUCACUGCUUUGAAAAAAAUGGUCUUGCACGGGCUGACCCCUACCUGGAUGACCACUGAAUUUGUAUUUCUCCUGUUGUAGUCUUAACUUUUUGUACCUUGUAUGAAAUUGCAUUGCAUGUCAUCACUUUGAAAAAAGAGAUGUUCUUUGAAAUAAACAUUCACUAAUUUACA
Messenger RNA from Rhineura floridana, 3631 nucleotides. It is a transcript of the gene DHX58, whose product is annotated as DExH-box helicase 58. Gene Ontology annotation, molecular function: zinc ion binding; DNA binding; hydrolase activity. Lineage: Eukaryota; Metazoa; Chordata; Lepidosauria; Squamata; Rhineuridae. The transcript is spliced from 13 exons. The record is from RefSeq and is a predicted model, not a curated record. Gene Ontology annotation, biological process: innate immune response; positive regulation of interferon-beta production; response to virus. Gene Ontology annotation, cellular component: cytoplasm. The coding region runs from base 306 to 2339 and encodes 677 amino acids.